This is a messenger RNA of Poecilia reticulata (guppy), 1787 nucleotides long. RefSeq names its product taxilin beta b (gene txlnbb). Gene Ontology annotation, molecular function: syntaxin binding. Lineage: Eukaryota; Metazoa; Chordata; Actinopteri; Cyprinodontiformes; Poeciliidae. The record is from RefSeq and is a predicted model, not a curated record.
CCGGUUUAUUUUGAGGCGGUCUUAUCACAGCUGUCGUAUCGCUGGUGGCCGCCUGUCCGAAACCCCUCGCCACUCUUUCCCUUUUCUCUUCUGGACCUUUGUCCCGAGCCGCGUCGCUCCCUCGUUUGCGCUCGCUGAGGAUUAUGGAGGCUUGUCAGGAGAGCGGCCCCGCCCCCACCGGUCCUGGAGCGUCUCCGGCCCAGGAUCGCCACAUUGACCUGACAGAGGACCUGGGCCAACAGCUGGAGGACAUCAUUAGCACCUACCAGGCAGCCCAGAUUCCAGCUGAGCCAGAGGACAUCGAGGAGGUCACAGCUGCCAAAGAGCCAGAUGCCCGCAAGGACCAGAAACUAGAGAAGAAAAUGCUCAAAAAUCUAGGUAAGGAGGCCAUGCUGUUAAUGCAAAGUUUGAACAAACUCGACACUCCAGAGCAGAAACUGGAAACCAUCAUAAAGAAGCACGCUGAGCUGCUAGAGGAGCAUCGCAGUGACCAGAAGCAGAUGAAGACUCUGCAAAAGAAGCUGCUCCAAGUGAUGAAGGAGAAGGACCAGCUGCAGAGCGAGCACAGCAGGGCGGUGCUGGCUCGCAGCAAACUGGAGGGGCUCUGCAGGGAGCUGCAAAGGCACAACAAGACCUUAAAGGAGGAGACGCUGCAGCGGUGCAGAGAAGACGACUUAAAGAGGAAAGAGAUCACCACCCACUUCCAGGGGACCCUGAGCGACAUCCAAGCCCAGAUAGAGGAGCACAGCAGCCGCAACACCAAGCUGUGUCAGGAGAACGGCGCCCUGGCAGAGAAACUCAAGGCCCUCAUUGCACAAUACGACCAGCGAGAGGCGAACUUGGAAAAAGUUUUCAAGCACAGAGACCUGAAGGAGAAACUUCUGGAAACCAAGCUAGAGCAGGCCAAUCUGAUCCUGAAGGAGGCUGAGGGGAAGCACAAGCUGGAGAAAGAGCUCCUUCUUAAACAAGUGGCGGAGUACAAGCUGCAGCUGAGCGGCCUGAAGGAGCAAGAAACAGACAUGAGGAGUCAGCUUGACAUGUACUCCAAAAAGUUUGACGAGUUCCAAGGUACGGUGUCGAAGAGCAACAGCGUCUACAGCGGCUUCAAACAGGACAUGGACAAAAUGGCCAAGAAAAUGAAGAAGCUGGAGAAAGAGUGCCAUUCAUGGAAGACGCGCUUUGACAGCUGCAACAAGAAUCUCAUUGACAUGGUGGCUGAUAGAACCAUCAAGGAAAAGGAGUUUGAGCUUCUCACUAUCAAGAACCAGAAGCUCGAAAGUCUUUGCAGGGCUUUACAGGAGCAAAGAAAGAAUCUAUCUGAGCAAGUACAGGGAGCUCAACCAGACAAACACGCUGAUGAGCAAGCGCAGAAGGAAGGCGGUGAUGUGCCGGAGGCUCCUACAGAUCAAAAAGAGGAUCAUCCAGCUCAGGACACAGGAAACCCCGCCUUCGCUGAAUCGCCAGCGCAAACAACUCCACUAACCGAGGCACUGGCUAAACUGAAGGCUGAGCAGGCUCUAUUGAAAGAGAUUGCUGGUUCUUUCACAAUAUUUCACACUUCACCCACAGAAUCAGCAGAUAGUCAGUCACAUGGACUCUCCGAGGGCAUCGAAGGGCCAGAGAAGAAGCAGGGAGAGGAGAGCAAACACCAGGACAUCCACAAGGAUCAAAAUCAAGAACAGCGAGAUCGGGAGAUGGAGUCAGUUGAUUAAUGCAGAAACCGCUGCGACAGAAAACCCGCUGCAUGUGAGAAUACAAAAAAUAUUAAUAAAAAAAACCCAACGUGA